Zophobas morio is the source of this 1951-nucleotide messenger RNA. RefSeq names its product protein FAM98B. NCBI's taxonomy places the organism in Eukaryota, Metazoa, Arthropoda, Insecta, Coleoptera, Tenebrionidae. The record is from RefSeq and is a predicted model, not a curated record. Bases 110 to 1717 code for a protein of 535 amino acids. Gene Ontology annotation, cellular component: tRNA-splicing ligase complex. The transcript has 6 exons.
UGAGUAAUGUGACGACGAAAAAAGAGUGCUUCUGGUUUUGUCAAUUUUAUCCAUAUUUUGCCGGUCUCGAGGUAUUUAUUCUGUCACUUUCAUUUAAUUCAUCUACAGGAUGACUCAGAAACUCUUGGAUGGGCUAAAUGAUUUAGGGUAUUCUGGACCCCUUUUAGACAAAAGUAAUUUAGAUGCUGCCUUAGAGGAAGGUGCAAAAAGUAUAGAAUACACUAAAUUAGUGAAUUUUUUGACAAAUGAAUUACGAACCCUCCUCAACAUUGAUGAACAAGUAAAUCCUAUUACAAGUCCAGAAGAUGCAGUGGCUUUUAUCAUGGAAGUUAGUUCAUUCCUGAAAGAACUAAAUUGCACUUAUUCGGUGUUAACACAAGGUCACAUAUCAGACCGUCUUCAAAAUGUUGAACACAGACUUCUACUUUUAGAUUAUUUGGCAACGGAAUUAAUGGCAGCACGAAUUUUACAAGAGAAAAAGCCUGAUAAAAAAAUCGAGUUGAAACUGCAAGAAACAGAAGAAGCUGCAAAUUUAAGAAAGAUAUUGAUGACUUUACGAUUUCCUAAACCACCCCCAAAUAUUACCAUUCAGCAACUUUUCCAAAAAGUAGUACCAACAGUUCAAAGCACUGUACAGAAAGUAGGGAAAGAAUUAGUUGGCCAACCUGCUUUCACGGGAACACUUUCUGAUAAACAGUGGGAAAUUUUGACUGGAGUUCAGAAAGAUUUAAAUAGUGAAUAUAAAAUUCGGCGAGAAAUGCUGCUUACAAGAUUAGAUGUCACUAUUCAAUCAUUUCAAUGGUCCGAUAAAACAAAAGGUAAGGAUGAAUUAUUUGAAAAAAUCUACACAGAGAAACGAAAACGCUUGAAAACUGAACCCGAGGUGGAACUUUCCAAUUUGUUGGCGGCGAGAAGCGACAUUGCAAUUAUUGAAAAAACUAGUAAUUCUUCUGUGAGAAAAAAUACUCGUUCAUCAUUAAAUAAAGUUAUAAUUGGACAGGUUCCUGACCGAGGUGGAAGAACAUCAGAACAGGCCCCACCUCCUCCAGAAAUGCCGUCGUGGCAGCAGCGCACAACUACUCCAUCUGGUGGCGGACGGGGAGGUAGAGGUGGCGGUUCAGGAGGCGGCAACUACAAUCGCAAUGAUUACAAUAAACCUAAUUAUUCAAGAGAUUCUGGUGCUGGAAAUUACAGCGGAAGUUAUUCAAGUAACCAAGGUGGAUAUGAUAAUUCUAGCAGUAGUAGACCCAACUAUAGUGGGAGUAAUUAUGGUUCAAAUACCAACUAUAGUGGGAAUAGUUAUGGUUCAAAUACCAACUAUAGUGGGAAUACUUACGGUUCAAAUACCAACUAUAGUCAGAACCGUAGUUUUGAUAGCGCCGGUAGUUACACUUCUGGUAGUGGUAACUACAGCGGCUCUAGUUACAACAGAGAGGGUACUUAUAGUGGGGGUAGAAGCAACUAUAGUAAUGACAACAAAAGUAGUUAUGAUAAUCGGAAUUUUGAUAGCGCAGGUAGUUAUGGAAAGGAUUAUUACUAUGAACAAAAUUCGAAACGCCCCAAGACUUAUGAUUCAUUUCAAUCAAGUAGAACUACCUAUGCAGAUCAGUAUGUACAAGAAGAACAACACAACCAACAGUAUCAUGGCAGGGGAAGCAAUCGGAGCCGGGGAAGAGGUCACUCUAAUUACAGUAGAGGAGGUAGAAAUAACUAUUAAUUGCUUGUCAACAAUGAAGGUGUAAAUUCUACUUUAAUCAACAAAUACUAAUCAGGAAAAUUAAACAUAUUUAAAGUCAUAUUUGUCAUUGUUUAGUAACAAGGCUGCCAAGAUUUUACUGAGUAUUAAGUUGGAUUUGAUUAUGUUUUACUCAAAAAUAAUUUUACUUAAAAAUAAGUAAAUUGCUUUAUAAAAUAAAAAUGUAUUGUAAAAAUAUAAUUACAUCUUCACGAA